UCACAACAGAACGUUUUCGACACUUUUGGAAUUGGAUUACUGUUGAAUAUCCCGCAGUAACAUUUACACGUUAUACACAACAAUAUAUAGAAGAACUGAAUUAUACUUAUCUUUAUAUUGGUACCGCUGACGCAGUAAACAACGUCCUUCAAAACCUCAUAUUUAGCAUACGAUACAACGUUGGAUUUGAAGUAUCACCUAUAACCGUUAGACAAAAUAUAUACAACGCCUUUAUUAUAACAAGAGGAUUUGCCUUAGACCCAUUACACACGUUAUACCAGAUAUCUGAAACAACUUCUAUACCACCUUCCGUCACAUCAGACGAUACUGAAUCAACUAUUUCAA
Funneliformis geosporum is the source of this 345-nucleotide messenger RNA. The record is from the annotation of a GenBank genome assembly. NCBI's taxonomy places the organism in Eukaryota, Fungi, Glomeromycota, Glomeromycetes, Glomerales, Glomeraceae.